Messenger RNA from Closterium sp. Naga37s-1, 2424 nucleotides. The record is from the annotation of a GenBank genome assembly. Lineage: Eukaryota; Viridiplantae; Streptophyta; Zygnematophyceae; Desmidiales; Closteriaceae.
AUGGAAGACUGUUGCGCGGUCUGCGCGGAGCCGUUGGAGUGGGUAGCGAUAGGCCCGUGCGGGCAUCGCGACGUGUGCUCCAUGUGCGUCGCGCGCCUGCGAGUCGUAAUGAACGACCAGCGCUGCUGCAUCUGCAAGCAGUCCUCGCUCGCCGUUGUCGUCACCAAGGCUCUGGGCGACUACACGCGAACGUCGUUCGAUUUCGCAGCGCUGCCGUCGCUCGUCGCCACGCCCGGGCGACCCGGGGCAGGCGAGUACUGGUACGACAGCGCCAUGGGCGCUUACUUCGACGACGAGUCGCACUUCAAGACAAUGCGCGCAAUGACGCGCCUCACCUGCUCCAUCUGCGCCAAAUCCCCGCCGGCCGCCGCCUCCGGCUCCGCCGCCGCCGCCGGCGCCGCGGGCGGAGCGAAUCCGCCGUUCGCGGGGACGGGGGCGGCGCCGCCGGGGCUGGCGUUCCGCAGCUUGAGCGCGCUGAAGGACCAUCUGGGGCGCGCGCACGCCGUUAGGAUGUGCGAGCUUUGCCUGGAAGGGCGGAAGGUCUUUCUAUCGGAGCAGCGCCUGUACACGCGGCAGCAGGUGGAGCGGCACGAGGCGCGCGGAGAUCCCGAGGUGGACGGCAGCAGCGAGGAGGCGCGCGGCGGGUUCAAGGGGCACCCGCGCUGCGACUUCUGCGCGCGGCGCUUCUACGGAGACAACGAGCUGUUUCACCACAUGUCCACGGAGCAUUUCACAUGCCACAUUUGCCAGCGCAACAACCCUGGCAAAUACGAGUAUUUCCGCUCCUAUGAUCAUCUGGAGAACCACUUCCGCGCAGACCACCACGUGUGCGAGGACAGGGAGUGUCUGGAAAAGAAGUUUGUGGUGUUUGCAUCGGAGAUGGAGCUAAAGCAACACAUCGCGCAGCAGCACGCGGGCAAUAUGAAGCGCGCCGAGCGCAACCGGGCACUGCAGAUCCCCCCUUCCCAGUUUUUCAACUUCCCCUCAUUACGCGCAGAGGGUGGCAGGGGGAGAGGCAGGGGGGGGCGACAGGGGUACGAGGGCGGGGGAGGGGGACGAGGAGGGGGACGCGGAGGGGGGUUCGGGGGCGGGAUGGGGGGGAUGGGGGCGGGUGUGAGUGAAGCAGCAGUGCUAGCAGCAAGUAUAGAGUCGGCUCAAUUGGAACGGGCUUUAAGGGAAUCUGCUGCUAUAGCAGGAACAGGAGAGUCUGCUGCAUCUGCUGCUGGUGGUGGUCGGGAGGGGGAAGGGUCUUUUCAGCACAAGCAGCAGCAGCAGCAGCAGCAGCAGCAGCAGCAGCAGCAGCAGUCACGGAGAAGGGGAGGCGGGCCUAGUGGUGGCGCGUUUCCAAAGCUAGGGGAGGAGAGAGUGGUUAAGGAUAGCUGGGAAGAGGAAUACGAGGACAAGAAGCAGCAGCAGGACGAGAAAAUGCCCUCCCAGCCGCCACCACAGCAGCAGCAGCAGCUGCCGCCGCAGCAGCAGAGCAGCAAAGAAAGCCGGCUGAAGCAACGGGUCGGGGACAUUAGCAGUGAGGAAAAAGAAGCGCUUCGUGCAGCAAACAAGGCUCUGAUAGAGGAUAUCAAAUCCGGGCUGGGCGGCACGGGAAACAGCAGCGCUGGGUUUGAAGAUUUCAAGGAUAAAUCCGCGAAAUGGCGGGCUGGGGAGAUGCUGACUGUGGUGUAUUAUGCGCAUGUGUGCCGGCUGGGUUUGUCCCAUCUGGUGCCGCGGCUGGCGAUGCUUUGUCCGGAUGUGGUCAAGCGAGAGGAGCUUCAGAAGGUGCAUGCUGCUAGGCAGGCAGCAACUGGGGGGGCUUCAAGGGCAAGUGCUUCAAAUGCCUCUGGUGCUUCUGAUUCCGCUCAUGCCUCGUCGCAAAGCGCGUCGUUGAUAAAAGCAGACGCUGGGCGUGGGAGCGGAGGGGAUGGAGGAGGGAAAAGAGACGGGGAUAUGGCUCCCUCCCGCUUUCAAAAGCAAUCAGGGGCAGGAGGAGCAGCAGGGGGAGGAGGCGGGGGAGCAAGAGGGGGAGCAGGAGCGGUGGGAGUUGGUGGGGAGUGGUCAUGUAGUGUGUGUACGCUGAUCAACUCUGCUAAAUCGGUUCGCUGUUCUGUCUGCGGUUCUCUCCCCUCCACCGCUCCCUCUGCAUCAUCUCCUCUCGCUUCCUCCGCUGCUGUUGCCCCUCCUCAACCCACUCCCCCUCGACGCAUCAGCAGCACCACCAGCAUUGCAACCAGCGCAGCGGAAGCAGGUGCUGGAGCAGGGGAGGGGGGCAGCGCAGGGGGAGCGGGACGGGGCAAGGGGAAAGGGCGGAAGAACAAGGGGGUGACGGUGCGACUGGGUGACGGGUCCGCUGCUGCAUUGUUUGCUCGCCUGGAUGGGACAGAACCUCAGGGCAGUCCCAAUUCUUGGGCUGACGCCGCUGGUCGACGCUAG